Messenger RNA from Penicillium macrosclerotiorum, 3375 nucleotides. RefSeq names its product DEAD/DEAH box helicase. The transcript has a single exon. Gene Ontology annotation, cellular component: nucleus. The record is from RefSeq and is a predicted model, not a curated record. Lineage: Eukaryota; Fungi; Ascomycota; Eurotiomycetes; Eurotiales; Aspergillaceae. Bases 1 to 3375 code for a protein of 1124 amino acids. Gene Ontology annotation, molecular function: ATP-dependent chromatin remodeler activity; chromatin binding; ATP binding.
AUGGACGACCUAGUGCCUGAUACUCCCGUUCGGAACAAGAAGCCUGCUCCAGGCACCCCCAACGCGGACGAGCAUGAGACAAUCGCCACCCUGCCUGCGCAUGUUCUCUCCCCGUCGCAGCAAUUGACGCAGCCGACCCAACUGAUCGAGUUGCCUUAUUCGCGGCCAAACAAUAGUAUUGUCCAAGUUGCCGCUUCGUCUCCGACUGCCCCUGUUCCAUCGCCGCCGCGACGUGUGCCCCAGGGCGGCCUUUUAUCUUCACUCAUGGCCCCCUCGGGAACUCACUUUCGUCCUCCUUCCUCCACUGUUCGCCCUGCCAAGCGCACCCCCAAUUUCGACAUGGAUGAUGGCCCGACAUACCGAGGCGGAUCAUCUGACGAUGAUGAGAACCGCAUCGACAUCAAACCCUCCAUGUUUGAAAAAUCCGCUCGCAGCCCCGAGAAAGACAAAGUGGUUGAGUCGCCGGUUCGAGGUGAAGGCCCCAUGAGCCGCUUCAAGGAAAUUACCUUAUCUGCCAUGUACGAUCCCAAUACAGCAGGGACAAAACGAUCCGCAGACCAAAUGAGUCCUGCUGAGAACGCCAAGGGCGUUGCGAUGAAGAGAGCCAGACAAGAUGGGCCAUCCCGUGCGCAGCCUGUGACUGCCCAGUAUUUGACAGUGCAGGACAUUGUCGACUUCCGGGUCCGCGUAAAGGUGGAGCGCAUUCUCAAAAUUAUGCCAGACAAAUCGGUUCAGGCGUGCGCUGAUGCACUGAUGCGGUGUAACGGCAACUACGAUCGCGCUUUGGAAUUCCUAGCCCGCGCGGACGGCAAUUUCGUAGUGGAUAUCGAAUCGUCCGAUGAUGAACUGAGUACCGGGCCUACGAUAACGAGCAAUGCGGGUCCUACUGCGAAACAAAAUAUCAAGGCACGGGGAACUAUUCAUGACAAAUGGGCGUCCAUGAACAUCGCAGCAUCGCAGAGACAGCACGAAGAAGUCAAACCUCGAGGCCGGUUGAUGCGUGGUCCACGAAAUCGAGACUCUGUUCCAACAAUCUCCAUCGAAUCGGAUGAUUCUCCGCCGCAGAAGAAGGCUGGCCGCCUCCAGAAAGGUCGCCGUCGUGACCAGUCCCAAUCCGCAUCCCCAGAGGCUGUGCUGUCCGAUUCGGAGGACUCCGACGUGCAAGAUAUUGAUUCUUCCAGUGGCGGCUUACAUGACAAGGUGUUGAGAUUUUUCAAUACUUGCAAUGUCCACGACCUCGCAGACAUCGCUUCAGUUCCCGAAGAAACUGCCAAGCUGAUUACCUCCCACCGCCCCUUCUCUUCUUUGGACGAAGUCCGCUCUGUCAGUGCUCCUGUCGACCCAGACGCCAAACCGAAAGGCAAAGGUAGACCUCGCAAGGCACCCAAGCCCAUCGGAGACAAAAUUGUCGACAAAUGUAUGGAUAUGUGGACCGGAUACAUGGCUAUUGAUGCCCUUGUUGCAGAGUGUGAGGCGCUUGGCCGGCCAGUCGCUGAGGAGAUGAAGAAAUGGGGCGUCGAUCUCUUUGGUAAGCGAGAGGGUGACUUCGAGCUCGUGUCAAUGGGGAGCUCCCAUGAUUCUGGAAUCGCAACACCCUCUUCUAGUCAUCAAACCCCAGAUGAGGACUCGGAUGAUGAGAUUCGCCCUGUCGGCAAAUCCCGCAAGUCUGACAGCAAGACUCAGAGUCGAUUCAUCUCACAGCCUGCAAUUAUGGCUGAUACCCUGGAAAUGAAGAAUUAUCAGAUUGUCGGUAUCAACUGGUUGGCGCUGUUGUUCGAGAAACAAAUGAGUUGUAUUCUUGCCGACGACAUGGGUCUUGGCAAGACGUGUCAAGUCAUCGCUUUCCUCGCUCAUCUAUACGAGAAGGAUAUUAGAGGUCCUCAUCUUGUCGUGGUACCCGCCUCCACAAUCGAGAAUUGGUUGCGCGAGUUCAAGAAGUUUUGUCCGACAUUGACUGUUAUGCCAUAUUAUGCCAAUCAAAACGAGCGUGCGGAAAUUCGAGAACAGAUCGAAGACAACCCUGAUAGCAUCAAUGUUGUCAUCACUACCUACACCAUUGCACGCAACAAGGUUGACAACAAGUUCCUUCGUGAUAUGGACUUCACUGUCUGCGUUUACGAUGAAGGACACGUAUUAAAGAACCAUGAUUCCCAAAUCUACGAUAAACUCAUCAGAAUUCGCGCCCGCUUCCGCCUCUUACUCACCGGAACACCCCUGCAAAAUAACCUCCAGGAGCUGGCUUCCCUUCUCGGUUUCAUCUUACCGAAGGUGUUUAGGGAACACAAGGAAGACCUGCAUGCUGUCUUCUCCAACAAGGCCAAGACAGAUGACGAAUCCCACGCCACCCUUCUUUCCGCUCAGCGUAUUGAACGUGCCAAGUCCAUGCUUAAACCAUUCGUCCUCCGGCGAAAGAAGCACCAGGUCAUCGAUCUGCCGGCUAAACACUCACGUGUUCAGUAUUGCGAACUCAAGCCUUCUCAGCAUGAGAUCUACAAUUUCGAAAAGGAGCAGGUUCGUCAGCUCCUCGAGGAUCGCGCCGCCGGUGUCAAAACUGGCUCCAAGUCCGCCAAUAUCCUUAUGAAACUCCGCCAAGCAGCUAUCCAUCCUCUUCUCGCGCGACGCCACUACACGGACGCAAUUCUCAAGAAGAUGGCUAAGAGCUGUCUGAAAGAAGAGAAAUGGGCCGCCUCAAACCCCGCUAUUAUUGAGGAAGAGCUACAGCCCUAUAAUGAUUUCGAAUGUCACAAGAUGUGUAUUGACAACCCCGCCUCGCUGGGCAAGUUCAAGCUCAAGAAUGAGGAAUGGAUGGACUCUGGCAAGAUAGAUCAACUACGCACCCUAUUAACUGGCUUCAUCGCGAACGGGGACAGAACCCUGAUCUUCUCGCAGUUCACCAUGGUUAUGGAUAUCCUGGAGAACGUGCUGGAGACGCUGCGCAUAGAGUUCGUCCGGUUGGAUGGUCGCACCAAUGUCGAGGACCGCCAGACCAUCCUCGAUACCUUCUACGAACGCGAAGAUAUCCCCGUCUUUCUACUCUCCACCAAGGCCGGCGGCGCAGGCAUCAACCUGGCGUGCGCCAACAAAGUUAUCAUCUUCGACUCCUCCUUCAACCCGCAGGAGGACGUCCAGGCCGAGAACCGCGCCCACCGCGUCGGCCAGAUCCGCGAGGUCGAAGUAAUCCGCUUCGUCACCCGUGGCACCAUCGAGGAGCAGAUCUACGCCCUCGGCCAGACGAAGCUGGCUCUCGACCACGCGGUCGCUGGCGACGAUGACGUUGGCUCAAAGAAGACCGAGGAGGUUGGUAUGAAGACCGUGGAAAGCAUGAUGCUAGCAGACAUGCACGAGAAGGGGGUCGCCGAGCCCAGCGCAGAAUAG